Messenger RNA from Daucus carota subsp. sativus, 5717 nucleotides. RefSeq lists its product as uncharacterized. The coding region runs from base 412 to 5361 and encodes 1649 amino acids. NCBI's taxonomy places the organism in Eukaryota, Viridiplantae, Streptophyta, Magnoliopsida, Apiales, Apiaceae. The record is from RefSeq and is a predicted model, not a curated record. The transcript is spliced from 2 exons.
GGUAAGAAAAUGAACUUUAUCUUCCUUUAACACUGUACUGUUGAAUAUAUACACACAUCUUUUCUUUCGGUACCGCCCCACGCCCCCACCAUGUUGCUAUCACUUACCAAUUCAAUGCCUCAAGUGAAACGCAUGUACACAUUUCAUAGCUGUCUGUCUCUCUGUUUCAUAUUGCCUAAAUAAUAUUACUCUGCUUUUAUUUCAUCACUAUUUCAUCAACUCAGCCUGGUAAUAUACACUUUUUUCUCUGUAUCUACAUUUUUUUAUUGCCUGAUUUGGUCUAGAUUGGGUUUUUUUUGGUUUUCUUGAGAUUUUGUUUGAUUGAGCAAGUGGGGUUUCUUUAUAUUUGAUUUUCUUGGUUAUUUACUGUAUAGAUUGUGCAGAAGGAAGUUGUGAUUAGGUGUGGGAGGUAUGGAUGGUGUUCAGGUUAAAAAAGGUGUGAUCUUUAGUGUUAGAACAUGUUAUAGAUCAGUGUGUAAGCAUCCAUUCUUUGUGGGUAUGGUGAUUGUUUUGUUUUUUAUGCACAGAUCUUUUCCUUUGUUGUUUUCCUUUUUGGUUUCUGCGUCCCCUGUUCUUGUUUCCACUGCUGUUUUGCUUGGGACUUUGUUGAGUUUUGGGCAGCCUAAUAUACCUGAAAUUGAAAAAGAAGAGGUUAAUCAUGAGAUUGCGUCGCUUCGGACUGGGGGUGGGUGGGAUCAUAGUGUGGUGGAGAGGGAUGGGAGCUAUAGGGUUGAAAGAUACAGUGAGAGUAGAAGUGAUAUGGAUAAAUUGGUUGAAGAAGUGAGAUCAACUGGUAAUGAUUUCAGUGAUGUUGGUAAUCACGAUGGUUUAGCUGAAAGUGCACCGCUGAUAGAGGAGAGUUCUCGUGAGUUUCAGUUUGAGAAGUGGGAAAAUCAUGGAGAGAGUGACUCGCAUGAUGUGGUAUUUGGGCAUAAGAAUGAAAGGAGGGAGGGGGAUGGUGAAGUACUGACAAAUUUGUACACUCCGGUUCAACAGACUGUUGAUGAAUUUGAAAAUGCAAACUUAUUCGAGGCUUAUGUUGGUGCCGAGACCUUGGAUCGAACAUCUCCACUAGGUUCACCGAGGAAACAUGAGGAUGAGGAACAUGAAGAGGAUGAUGAUGAUUAUGAUGAUGAUGAUGAAUCAGAUUCUGAGUCAGAUGGGGCUGAAAGUUCCUCUCCGGAUGCUUCAAUGGCAGAUAUUAUACCAUUGCUUGAUGAGCUUCACCCUCUUUUAGAUGAAAAUGCUCCUCAACUUACUCGUAUGUCCCUUGAGGGAUCUGAUGGUACAUCAGAAAGUUCUUCAGAGUCAUCAUCUAGUGAGGAUAAUGAAUUGGAUGGCAAUAUUGAGAACCAUGAAGAUGACUUAGAAAAUGUAGAUGAUGAGGAAGAACAAGAGGGACAUGCAGAUAAUAUUGAUGAGGAUAAAUCUGCUAUCAGAUGGACAGAAGUUGACCAAAAAAAUCUUAUGGAUUUGGGUACUUCUGAGCUGGAAAGAAACAAGCGUUUGGAGAGUCUCAUUGCAAGACGAAGAUUACGGAAAAGCAUGAAGAUGAUGACAGAGAGAAACUUGAUAGACUUUGAUAGUGCCGAUCUUCCUUUCAGUAUUGCACACAUAUCAACUGCAAGGCGCAACCCCUUUGAUCUUCCAUAUGAUGAUGACAUGGGAUUGCCCCCUAUUCCUGGUUCUGCACCAUCAAUUAUGUCACAGAGAAGGAACCCUUUCGAUCUUCCUUAUGAUUCGAGCGAAGAGAAACCUGAUCUGAUGGGAGACGAUUUUCAACAAGAUGUGAUGACACUUCAGUCAAAGGAGCCCAUCUUCCGUAGGAAUGAAACUUUCAAUGUUGGUCCUUCCUUAUUUGGAACUUCGAGACAUGAAAGCAAAUUUAAACCUUACUUUAUUCCAGAGCGGAUGACUUCAGAAGGAACAAGCUAUGGUUCAUUUCAUAGACAAUCAAGUGACCUUAGUGAGUCUAAGGCAAGUUCUGUGCCUGAAACAGAGUCAAUUACUUCUGAUGAAGAUUUGGAAGAUAAGAAGACCAUUGAAGAAGAUUUGGAACAUGAGAAGCCAAUUGAGAGAGAUUUAGAACAUGAAAAGCCCAUUGAAGAAGAUUUAGUGAAUGAAACGGAGUUGAAUUCUAUUGCAGAACCGGAACUUGGUUCCAUCCCUGAGCACCCUUCUGAACAUGUUGGACAUGGAAGUGAUUCGUCUGAAGAUGAAGACUCAAAUGAUAUAGAUCAAGAGGAGAGAGUUGACGUAAACGAUGAAUACAAAGUCCACUUGUUAGAUGCGGAAGAUUAUCGGGAGGUGUCAAGCUUUUUUGCUACAACUACUGCAGCUACUUCUGUAGAACCCAACACAAAUGAAGUUCAUCUGAAUACAGAAGCAGUAGAAUCUACUCAGAGUUUGUCAUCAGUUUCGGAAGUAAAUGAAGAGAUAUAUGCAGGGAAUGAAGAUGAACUAUUGUCAAUUUCAGAACCAUUGGGAGGCAACUCCAAUGAGAAUUUUACCAUUUUACAUCAAUCGUCAAUGGAAAAAUCAGAUACUGAAAUCACCAGAAAAUUGGUGGAUGAUGCUCAAAAGAAGGAGCCGGUUUAUGAUUCAACCCCUAGAGCGUUAGAUGAGAAAGUCUCUUCUUCCUCUGUAGAAUCUAAUUUGCUCACGGAAAAGGCUGUGACCAGUUCACCACCAAGUUUUGUUCCGAGAAUGAUCUCAUUUACCCAGAAAGAAUAUGAAGUCAAUAAUCAAGACGUUGUCGAAACUCCUGUUGAUGAAGUAGAUGAGAAGUUGGUUCUUGCACAGCAUCAACCUCCUUCAGAAGAGCACAUGUCACAGUUUGAGAGAGGUUUGCCUUUGACGGAUCAAUCUGAAAAUGAACAAUUCCCAAGGAAUACUAAAGGACUACAAGAGUCGACCAACUUGAUAGAUUUGGACUUCCAAGAACUUGAUAAAAUUCAUCAGGAUAUCGACCCUCCUAAAACUUUUGAAUCUUCAUCCAUCCUACCUGAGGCUAUAGAACUUGAAGCACCUGGAGCAGAUUUAGAUGAGGACAUCCUUGAUAGAGUUGGAUGUGAUGAGACAAUUCAUGUCUUAGAGCACGACACAUUUCGGAUUGAAGCAGAUUCUACUACUGGUAAUAUGGAAGACAACGUUGAGGAUCUAGAUUAUAUUGAGGAGAUAGACGAAGAAUUGCUACAUGAAUUGGACACUGUUGGUGACUUUGGUAUUGAAGAUUAUAAAUCAGAUUUUCAUGAAUCUCGUGGAGAGAGCUUCCUCAUGAUGCACAAUAUUAUGAACUCUUCUGAAGAACAAAAAAACAGAAAUGAUUGUACUGGAGUUGCUCUAGGUGAUGAGCAGAAAUUCAGAGCAUCUGGGGUCGAGGAGCCGGCAACUAUUUCUGAGGAAAUGGAAGAGGCUUCAGCAUUUCAGAUUUCUGAAACAAGUUUUGGCGAGCGUCUUGAUUCAUAUAACAGAGAGAUCUUUAAGGUGGAAGCUGCGGAUCUAUUGGAUUCUGAAACAAUUAUCGAUAGACCACUGCCAGAAGAAGUUGCCACAGAGCAAAAUCAAAAUGCAAGAGAGAUUAAUUCUGGUGUUCCGGCUGUUGAGGUGCAAUCUAUCCAUGAUAAUGAAUUCAGCUAUAAAGAAGCUGAACCUAUGCUAGAGGAAGUGUAUGUUGGGUUUGGGGAGCGUGAGAUACUUCACCAAGAUUCAUUGCAUGUCAAGACUGAAGUUGGGAUGCCAGUUCUUGAAGCACAUUCUGUUGAUGAUGUACCAGCUGCCUUGGGACAGGUUGAUACAAAUGUAAGUGAGAAACAAUAUGCAGUGGAUCUGUUGGAUUCUGAAAAAACUAAUGGUAAACCACUGCCAGAGGAAACUGCCACAGAACUUGCCGAUGCAAAUAUAAUGCAAAACCCAAAUGCAGGGGAGACAAAUUCUGGCAUUUGGGGUGUUGGGAUGCAAGAAAUCCAUGAUAAUGAAUGUAGUUAUGAAGCAGCUGAACCUGUGUCAGAGAAAAUGUAUGUUGGACUCGGGGAAUCUGAAGUCGGGAUGCCGGUUCUUGAAGCACGUUCUAUUGAUGAUAUACAAUCUGUCUUGGGUCAGCUUGAUGCAAAUGUAUGUGAGGAACAUGCUGUGGAUCUAUCAAAUUUAGAGAAAACCAAAGAUAAACCACUUCCAGCAGAAACUGCCUCAGAACUUGCCAAUUCAAAUAUAUUGCAAAACCCAAAUGAGGGAGAGAUAGAUACUGGCAUUCAGAGUUUUGAGGUGCAAGAGAUCCAUGAUAGUGAAUACAGUUAUAAAACAGCUGAAGCUAUGUCAGAAAAAUUGUAUGUUGGUUCUGGGGAAUCUGACAUGCUUCCCCAAGAUCCAUUGCAUGUUAAGUCUGAAGUUGGGAUGCCGGUUUAUGAAACACUUUCUCUUGAUGGUAUUCGAUCAGCCUCAGCUCAGGUUGAUGCAAAAGGAAGUGAGGAACAAUAUGCUUUGGAUCUGGUGCAUACAGAACUGUCUCCAUGUAAAAGUUUGGAUGGGUAUUCUCAACAUGAGAUGAUAAAUGAAGGUUCAGUUCUGCCUGAGAGCAAAUUCAACCCAACAUUGCCUGAAUCCAAUUUAAUCAAUGAUGUAAAAUCAUCUCUCGAACUACAGCAAGAUUCACUGAAUGCAGAGACUGAACUUGUGAUGCCAGUUCUUGAACCACGUUCUUUCAAUAAUAUCGAAUCAGACAUAGAUCAGGUUAUUGGAACUGAUAAUGAGAAACAAUAUGCUCUUAGUUUGCUCAAUGCUAAGCUGUCUCUGGAGGAAACUGUGGGUGAAUAUUCUCGACUUGAGAUGCUGCAUGAAGGUUUGGUUCCUCAUGAGAGCGAAUCUGAUAUAACAGUUACUAAAUCCAAACUAGUUCAAGACAGUCAAUCAGCUGUAGCACAGCAGCUUGGAGAAUCCGUUGACAGACUGAUUCCUCGUGGCUCAGAUGGUGAUGAUCUAGACUCUGCUGAAUCCCACGAUCCAGUUGAAACUGUAUUCGGUGUGCAUGUUGAUGAAGCAAGAUCUAAUGAUGACUUUGAUGCAGCAACAGUGCAUGUAUCUCCAGCUAAUGCAGAGAAGCUGCCAAUUGCAGAUUCUGAAAUAGAGACAGCGGACCUAAUGGUAGAUGAAUUGCAUUCCAGUAAUUCUCUUGAAUCCAGGAGGGAAGUAUCUGGUGUGGUAGAAACUAGCUCAGAGACUGCAGAGAAGCUAUUCCAAGAAGCUGAAACGACAAAAGAUUUGAAGGAAUCCACUGUCGAGCAUAAAAAGACUAAGUCUCAUAAAUCAAGCUCUAGUUCCAGCUCCAGUUCAGGUUCCAGUUCAAGCAGUUCUGAUGAAGAAUAACAUAUGAGGAGAAAAAGAAGAUGAUUUUGUGUUUGGUAUUCCGAUUUUGAUUUUUCCCCCUAGGGAGAUUGAGUUUUAGCGGCUUUGUAUUAGUUAGUAUAUAAUUUGGUUUGGGUGUUGGAUUUUGUUUCGCUUGCUUUGAGUGUCCAUAUUGAUCCCUUCAAGAACGAGUUUUUUGUGAUUUCUUGAAGUUCAAAGUUACCUUUUUGCUGUUAUAGUUGUGGGAGAGUUGGUAAACAACCUACUUCCCUGGAAACUGCCUCUGUUUCUCUUAUGAGUAAGGCUGAAUUCCGCAUACACCUUACUUUUAUGUAUCCUAGUUUGAGAUAAAUGAAUAUAUAUGUUUGGUUUGCAUU